This is a messenger RNA of Caenorhabditis auriculariae, 2671 nucleotides long. The record is from the annotation of a GenBank genome assembly. NCBI's taxonomy places the organism in Eukaryota, Metazoa, Nematoda, Chromadorea, Rhabditida, Rhabditidae.
AUGUUUUUAAAGUUUUCCCUUCUUUUUCUCGUGGUUUCUAACCUCGUCGACAAAUCUUCCGCAGCGUGUUUCCCUCUGGAAUCUCACAUUGGAGAUAAGUGAGUCUUUUUUUCCUAACCCAGUGACAAGAAGCUCUUCCAAAGAAAGUCUAGAUCUCCUCUAUUUCUUGUCAAUAACUUCAGUAAAAAUCACCUGAAGUACAGUCUGUGUACCCCGACUUGAAAUUUCACGGAACGACAUUCCGCUGUUCCGGUGCGUGCGGUCGCGAAGCGUUUUCGCUUUCAGGAAUCUCGGUUGCGCCCCUAGUCGUUUUUUUCGGUGAAAUUCCAAGUCUUGGUACACAGGCUGUUGAUCUCCUAAAAAGUAUGGAUAUUUUCAGAUGCUACCGAUUUUUCCAAAUUCCCAAGACUUUCAAAGAUGCCACCCAGUAUUGUCAUGACAUGGGCUACACCAUCGUGACGAUUUGCAACGCAAUCGACAAUAAUUACUUGGCCAGUGGGUUUUCAAAUUUUAUGGGUGUUGAAAGCUCAGGAAUCCGGGGUUUCUGGCUAAAGACUCUUCGAAAUUUCUUUUUAGCGCAUGAAAAAGUUUCAAAACGAUCUCAAGGUCAUCAGAUGUUUACAUUGAUAUUUUAAAUCGUGAAAGAUAUUGAGCAGAACCGCGGAAGUUUUUUAAACAAUGUGAAUCUCUAAGUUGUUUUUUAAUAGUCGAUCUGAGCUAAUUUUUAAGUUUCACUGGUCUUUUUUCUGCCUAUUUGCUACACCAAAUCAUUUGGACACAGUUAGUUUCACGAAAAAUGGUUGAAAACAUGUAAUUUUUGAAAAUAAUUUGGGAACUUCCAGUCAGAUUUUUUCAUAUUUUUUUGUCCAGGCGUCGCUGGUCCAGCGUUGAGCAUCACCUAUGGAAAAUACUGGAUUGGAUACACGAAGGUGAAAAUUUAACUUCUGUUAUGAAAAAUUUUUCUUUUGAAUAUCCUAUCAUCAGAUCUUUUUGCCUUUCAAAGUUUACUUAUUGAAUUUUACGCUUAAUCUGCUCCGAUUUAAAGCUCCUCCGUGGUCAAAAUAUUGGUUCGACCUGUAAAAAAGCGAUUUAUUCAAAAAAAAUCCGAAUUUGCAAGUCUUUAGCUCAAAAAACACAAGAGAAAACUGCGUUUUGAGCCAUUCCAAGUGCGACCAUGGUAUUUUCAAUUUUUAAACUGUUCAGUCUGCGAACGGUACUUGGAACUGGGUCGACACACAGUGCAAUUCACCUGGCUAUAAAAAUUGGCAAUCUGGUAGGUGGCUGGAAAAUUUGAAGGAGGGAAAUAAAUCAAAGCGUUGGCAGUAUAACCAAACCCUAAUAUUUUGAAUGUUUAGAAAAAGAAAGAUCAUAUUUUUUUUAUGAGGUUUGAACUGAACUGAUAAGUCAUUGGAAAGGGCGACGCCCACUUUUUGAUGGUUGGAAUACGGUAAUGACGUUUCAUGAAAAAAAUAUGACGCUUGUCUUACGAAUUUUAGAGUGGUACCUAUAGGAGUUAGGGAGAAAAAAAAAACCCUUAUAGAGGUCGAAAAAGUGGUCCCUAUAGUAGGGGUUUAGGGUCAGGUCACUAAGACGUAAGUAGACCCUUACUUUUGCCAAGGAAUUCAAAUUCAACAUUUAGCUGCAUAAAUAUUUUUCCUUGAAUAUAUAUAAUUUUCAAAGCUCCAUCCUUCUAGGCUACCCAUUCUCAACGGAGAACUGUGCGACGGAGGUGACGCCGUCCGGCUUCUGGAGAAGCGAACAAUGCGACAGUCUUCAGUUCUUCGCCUGCCAGUCGCCGCCCGGCGGAAUCUACUCGACUAAUGCCCCUGAAACAACUACACGUCUGAAAAUUCUUAUUGAAAUUAUCAAAAAGAAUAUUUUCAGCUGCUCCUAACUGUAAAGGAGGCACCUACAGCCAGGGAACGGGUUUUUGCUACGACGUGAGGCUUAUUUCUCAAUUACAACUCAGUUUCAUAAUUUUUCAAGUUGAAAAAAUGCUUUUUCUACAAUUUGUUACUUGAAAGCUACAAUGAUUGGAAUUCUCUCAAUCAAGCAGAAAAUAACGAGUUUUAUGAAAAAUGCUUUUUUAAAAUUUCCUCCUCGUAAUUGUUUCUUUCAAAUUUUCGUAAAAACAAUAACUUUUUUCAACUUCAAAAUGUUCCAAUUCAUUUUAUAGGCCUGGACCCGGUCAAGCGGAAUCAGUUUUAACGAUGCCAACAAUGAGAUUUGCAACAAAAUCGACAACGGAAAUUUGACUUCUAUUCACUCGGCUAUCGAAAACGAUGCUGUCAUCUGUGAGAGAGAGAAAAUCAAAAAUGAAUUUCCUCUCAUCAAUUUCUAGCCCAAUAUCCCUCAUCUGCCAACGUGACAUGGGAUCAAAUGAUUUGGAUCGGACUUCGUGACACAAACUCGAAUUUUAACACCGCUUCUUGGCUUGAUGGAAGUAGUUUGGGGUACCGGAACUUUGUUGGCAUGUACGGGGUUCCGUGUGGGAAUGAUUGCUGUGCGCUGGUACAUGCAAAAAAAAAAAUUAAGCCAAAAAAACGCCAAUUUUUAGAUUUCGCCUGGAAACUUUCAAAACGGAUCACUGCGCCGAGGUGAAUGGACUUAUGCACCCUGCAAAAGUGUGGUCACUCAAGCCAGCUGCAAGUAUCGGCCAUACUACGGAUAA